Messenger RNA from Ectocarpus sp. CCAP 1310/34, 810 nucleotides. The record is from the annotation of a GenBank genome assembly. NCBI's taxonomy places the organism in Eukaryota, Phaeophyceae, Ectocarpales, Ectocarpaceae.
AUGCGUCACAAGUGUAAGCUCGGGGUCCUGGCCGCGUUGGCGUUCAUCGCUUCGCCUGCAUCUGCCGGCUGCCCGUUCCUCUCUGGCGAAAAGGGCUCGCAAGCCGACCUGAACCCCAGCGUGGACCGUGCUCUGGGGUCCUACGAGGAUGACAGCAGCUACUACGGAGGGGCGGACUUCUCCCGCGAGACCUACGAGGCUCUUCAAGAGGACAUCACGGCCAUGUUCACCAACUCCAUGGAGUUCUGGCCGGCCGACUUCGGCAACUACGCUCCCCUGAUGAUCCGCCUCGCCUGGCACUGCAGCGGCACCUACCGCCAGUCGGACGGCCGCGGCGGCUGCGACGGUGGCCGGAUCCGCUUCAACCCGGAACGCAGCUGGGCGGAUAACAUCAACCUGGACAAGGCGCUGACGCUCCUGCAGCCCGUCAAGCUCAAGUACGGCGACGCCGUCUCGUGGGGAGACCUCAUCACCCUGACGGGGAACGAGGCGAUCCGGUCGAUGGGCGGGCCCGUGCUGGGGUUCUGCGCCGGAAGGCUUGAUGAUGCCAACGGCGUGGACAGCCUCGCGCUGGGCCCCUCUGACGAGCAGGAGGCCGUCGCUCCUUGCGCCGUGAACGGGACUUGCGAAGCCCCUCUUGGCACCAGCACGGUGGGCUUGAUCUACGUGAACCCCGAGGGGCCCUCCGGCGUUCCAGACCCCGCGGGCAGCGCUGAAAGCAUUCGGGAUAUCUUCGGGCGGAUGGGCAUGAACGACAGCGAGACAGUGGCUCUCAUCGGUGGAGGGCACGCCUUCGGUGGGUUAACGUAG